AUGGAAUCUUAGUAGAAUAAAAUCUUAGAUAUUUUGUAAAUUCAGCAGUCAUCUGAGUCCGUAGAUUACGUAAAUAAUCAAACUUAGUUCUAAUUACAUGGCUUACUGACAGAGUAAAGGCAUGAGUAGACUUAAAAUCUUAGUUAAACUCUAAAGAAAGACACCAAGGAGGGAUUAAAUUAGUUAUUCUCAGUUGAUGAGGACAUAAGUUAGAGAUUUUCAAGAUUAGGAUAGAAUGAUGACUUAGCUAAGCUCUAGCAGGCAGCUGACUCUGUUUAUAAUACUUUGAUUAAUGGAAGGAAAAUCUAUAUCUAUGGAUGUGGCGCCACUGGGAGACUAGCUAAGUAAAUUGAAUGUGAGAUGUGGAAGAGAUUUUAUGAUAUUUUGGAGAAUAAUGAGAUAGUGAAUCCGAAAUUAAAAGAUAGAUUUCCUUCAAUUAGUCUGCGUAAUCAAGUAAUAGGAGAGUUAACAGGAGGAGAUAGAGCAUUAGUUAGCUCUUUAGAGGGUUUCGAAGAUCUACAAGUAAUUGGUCACCUUUAAUAUGAAGAUAACUAGAUAUCAAAAGGAGAUUGUGUAUUUUCAGUUACUGAAGGAGGUGAAACCUCUUCAGUAAUUGGAACGAUCCUUUAUGCAGCUUAAUAAUACGGAGAUAUAAAUUAACUCUCAGAGGAUUAAGUACUCGAGGCUUAGAGACAUCUAUAUUAUAUCUACAACAAUAAUGAUGAGCAUUUGACACCUUUUGAUCGUUGCAACAGCGUACUCAAUAAUAAGCUUAUCACAAAGAUCUCCUUAUGCACUGGCCAACAGGCUAUUGGAGGCUCUACUAGGAUGCAAGCUUCAACUACUAGUUAAUUUAUUGUGAGUAUGCUUCUAGAAAAUGCUAUGCACAGAAUAUUAAGCGAAUUACUAGAUUAAGGUGAGUUGAAUGAUGCUGGUUUCUAAGUUGGCCAAAUGAGUUUAAGCGAUUAGAUUAUAAGUUUCACAAAAGUUCAAAGCUAAAUAAAAAAUCAUAUAAAUGACAUAGCAAAAUUUACUGAGCUAGAAUAUAAUACCUAUGCUAAUGGUGGUAGAACAUACUAUUUCGCAUAACAUGCUAUCGUGACUAUAUUUACAGAUAUGACAGAAAGAAGUCCAACCUUUAGUCUUGCUCCUAUUGAUAGAAGUGAUGCUAAAGAAGUCAAGUCAAUUGCUUAAGUCUUUACAAAUGUUGAUAAUUAAAGCGAAGCCUGGGUGAGACUUCUUGGCAGAAAUUACCGUGGACUUUCACACCCUAAUUAUCGAGAGAAAUUCGAGGAUGUCGGUAUUUUAAGAUAAAAAGCACUUGAUAGUCUAGCUUAAGCUGGACCUGAUUAGGAAUAAUACUAUGAUUUUUCCUUUUCAAAGGACAAUAGAGAAUUUUCUCUUCCAACAAGUAAAGACCUUGGUGUACUUGUAUUGUUUGGCUAUGAAAUAGAAAGACUAAUUAUGCAUUAUAAUAAUGGAAUACCUAUUUCUGAUGAGAAUAAUUACAAAAAUAAAUCUAAAUAUGAUACAUUUAUCAGAGAAUAAAUGUACAAAGAAUGCUAAAUACUUCAUGUAAACAUUGGUGAUGUUUAAGAUCCAAUGUAUAUUAGACACUCAAUCGCACUUAAAAUGAUUAUGAAUGCUCAUUCAACUGCCGUCAAUACUAAAUUCGGUAAAGUUGUUGGCAAUACAAUGAGUAAUGUUAGAGCAGGCAAUCUCAAGUUAGUUGGAAGAGCAACAUAUCUGACACUUUCUCAUGUCAAUCAAAAUCUUAAAAAAAUGAAUGAAAGCACUUAAAUUACUUAUAGCGAGGCCAAUGCUGUAUUAUUUGAUGUGAUGGAUUAUUUAAGCAAAAAUCCUAAGAUUACUGCAGAAUCACCAGUUCCAACUUCAAUUAUCAGAAUACUAGAAGCUAUGAAGAAGUAGACUCAUAUUACUAAUGAAGAGGCUUUUGUAAUUAAAUAAGAAUUAGGGCUGGCUGAUUACCUUGAAAAUUAUGCAUGA
Stylonychia lemnae is the source of this 2007-nucleotide messenger RNA. The record is from the annotation of a GenBank genome assembly. NCBI's taxonomy places the organism in Eukaryota, Ciliophora, Spirotrichea, Sporadotrichida, Oxytrichidae.